Taeniopygia guttata (zebra finch) is the source of this 2772-nucleotide messenger RNA. It is a transcript of the gene HRH3, whose product is annotated as histamine receptor H3. The record is from RefSeq and is a predicted model, not a curated record. NCBI's taxonomy places the organism in Eukaryota, Metazoa, Chordata, Aves, Passeriformes, Estrildidae. Gene Ontology annotation, molecular function: histamine receptor activity; G protein-coupled serotonin receptor activity; G protein-coupled acetylcholine receptor activity. Gene Ontology annotation, biological process: G protein-coupled receptor signaling pathway, coupled to cyclic nucleotide second messenger; chemical synaptic transmission; adenylate cyclase-inhibiting G protein-coupled acetylcholine receptor signaling pathway. Gene Ontology annotation, cellular component: synapse; plasma membrane; dendrite.
GUGCGGGGAUGGAGAGCGGCGGGGCGCUGAACGGCUCCGCCGCCGCCGGGCGCUUCGCGGCCGCGGGCACGGCGGCGCUGGGAGCGCUGAUGGCGCUGCUGAUCGCCCUCACCGUGGCGGGCAACGCGCUGGUGAUGCUGGCCUUCGUGGCGGACUCCAGCCUGCGCACCCAGAACAACUUCUUCCUCCUCAACUUGGCCAUCUCGGAUUUCCUCGUAGGUGCCUUCUGCAUCCCCCUCUACGUGCCCUAUGUGCUGACGGGGAGAUGGAUCUUCGGGAGAAGCCUCUGCAAACUCUGGCUGGUGGUUGAUUACUUGCUGUGCACCUCUUCGGUCUUCAACAUCGUCCUAAUUAGCUACGACAGAUUCCUCUCGGUGACAAGAGCGGUCGCCUACAGAGCCCAGCAAGGCAACACCAGGCAAGCGGUGCUGAAGAUGGUGAUGGUGUGGGUGUUGGCAUUCCUGCUGUACGGACCUGCCAUCAUCAGCUGGGAGUACAUAUCAGGCCAGAGCAUCAUCCCCAGUGGGGAAUGCUACGCUGAGUUCUUCUACAACUGGUAUUUCCUCAUGACAGCCUCCACACUGGAGUUUUUCACCCCUUUCAUCAGCGUGAUGUUUUUCAACCUAAGCAUUUACCUGAACAUCCAGAAGCGCACCAAAAUGCGCCUGGAUGUUUUCCACGAGGCGCACAACCAGUCCUUCACUGAAGAGGUGGAAAGGAGCCCAGAGGCAAAGCUUUCUCUGAAAUGCUGUAAGUGGGAGCAGAAGGAGUCAGCUGAGACCCUCGACCCCUCUAAGAGCAAAGCUCAAGCAGCAGCCUCAACUUCCAGCCUGGAUGCCAAAGACCUGCUGGAAACAAGCUCGGAGAGCUCCAGGAAACCCAAGUGUUGCAACAAAAAGAGCUGCAAAAAUUCAGCCUCCACUCUGUCCUCGGAGAAACAGGUGAAGGUCGUGUCCCAGAGCACGACUCAACGCUUCAGGCUCUCCAGAGACAAGAAAGUGGCCAAAUCACUGGCAAUCAUUGUGGGCAUUUUUGGGAUUUGCUGGGCACCGUACACUCUCCUGAUGAUCAUCCGCGCUGGCUGCCACGGCCAGUGCAUCUCUGAGUUCUGGUAUGAGACUUCUUUUUGGCUGCUGUGGAUCAACUCAGCUGUCAACCCUGUCCUGUACCCUCUCUGCCAUUCCAGCUUCAGAAGGGCUUUUAUUAAACUCCUUUGUCCCAAGAAGAUGAAGAUUCAGCCUCACUAUGCUCUUGAGAACCACUGAAAGUGAAGCCAGUCAGUGUGAGGAUGAGAAAACCUUGGUUUACUUCUGCUGUACUGGUGUGGGACUGGAGCUUGUUUCCUCAGAAGAACUCAAGCAGUGAUGUGGGGCAGGUGAGGAAGGCAGAAGAGAGCCCACUAUUAACUUAUUUUAGUUCAUCAACAAUAAAAUCCCACUGCAGAGAAGGAUAAAGGGGUUUAUGGACAUUAACCACGGGCAGUGAAGUCAGUGUCUGCCACUUGCAGGUGCCACAAAAGAGCUCUGCUGCCACCUAGUCAGCAUUUUGCUCCAAUAAACUGAAAACUGGAAAGAAAAAGCUAAUAAAGAGAAAUAUCUGGCUUAAACUACUGUGCUAAACUACAGCUUAGCUGUCGGUAGACUUGAUCUUUCUCAUAAAUGGGAGAGUUUUUUCCUCACACCUUUAUACAUAGAUGAUGAUGCAGACAGAAAAGAACAAACCUCAGAAGGAAAACAUCUCAUUUAUCAUUUUUGUUACAGCAGCUGCAGCCAUAAUCUGGAUCCCUGUUUCAUGGGGUGCAAUAGAUGUCCCUUCCACACCCCAAGAAGGGACAGAUCUUCUGCAGGAUCUCAAAGAUACUCUUCUGGCACUGUGUUAGGGAAUGACAAGCUCAUUCCCUAACAAGAGAGAAACAAAUCUUGUGUUGUUUUUUAUGUUCCUUUUUAAAAUGUUCCUUUCGGACCUCUUAAAUGUUUCAAGUUUCAGAAUUCUUGCAUUCUUUCUUUUAAAAUACCUCACUUCAUUGGAGACCGGGGUUGAGCUGAUUUAGUCAAUGCAAGCAUAAAUUCUUUUACUGUUUAAUUUUUACAUUUUUUUUUAGAGCUGUCACUCUAAUUACACAGAUAAAGCACCAGAUUCAAGAGACUAGGGUUCUAGCUUUGGUCUUACAUAAAAUCCUGGUCAUUUUACCUCUGCUUCCCGUCUCAUGCUUCAUCACAGUUGCCCAUUUUUUCUGCAACCUCUUUGGGCACAGAGGCAAUGUGACCAAAAAGCAGAUUAAUUCCACUGCUGGCACUGCUCAGUGAUGUAGUAACACAAACAAGUAAUUAGCUGCCAUGGCAAAUGCUCAUAUUUAACAGUAUUGCACAGGGGAGCUCAAGAUGUCUGAAAACUACAUUUACAAAUAGAAAUGUUGUAAAGCAGUACCCAAAAGCUUAUGAUGUUGUGAUCACCAAUUACAUUUUGCUACUGCAAGCAAACUGCUUUUGGCUGCUGCUAAAAGUAAAAAGAAAAUGCCAUCCGACUGUAUCUCAGUGAUAUUUGUCAAGUAGAUCAGUAUUGUCACCUGAAGUCGGGUUUUAAAUGAUGUUUUAUCUUGUGUAUGUGAUAUUUCAGGCUUGUGACACGUUCUGUCAGUCUGUUAUAUAUGGGUUAAAAUACACCCCUGGAAGUGUGUGUGCUGUGAAUUGACAGGAUAAAUGCUGAGCCUGCUCAUACCUUUCCCUGUGUCUGCUCCCUUCUGAAAACUUCAAUAAAGUAUUUUUAUAAGAA